Meriones unguiculatus (Mongolian gerbil) is the source of this 4781-nucleotide messenger RNA. It is a transcript of the gene Lemd3, whose product is annotated as LEM domain containing 3. Gene Ontology annotation, biological process: negative regulation of BMP signaling pathway; nuclear envelope organization. Gene Ontology annotation, molecular function: chromatin DNA binding. The coding region runs from base 29 to 2782 and encodes 917 amino acids. NCBI's taxonomy places the organism in Eukaryota, Metazoa, Chordata, Mammalia, Rodentia, Muridae. The transcript has 13 exons. Gene Ontology annotation, cellular component: nuclear inner membrane. The record is from RefSeq and is a predicted model, not a curated record.
GGAGCUUGUAAAACACCCUGGAGAGAAAAUGGCGGCGGCGGCGGCUGCGGCUUCGGCUUCGGCGCCUCAACAGCUCUCGGAUGAGGAGCUUUUCUCCCAGCUCCGCCGUUACGGCUUGUCUCCGGGUCCGGUGACAGAGAGCACUCGGCCGGUGUACCUCAAGAAGCUGAAGAAGCUUCGCGAGGAAGAGCAGCAGCAGCAGCACCGGGCGGGGGGCCGCGGCCACAAGACGCGGAACAGUAAUAACAAUAACACGGCAGCGGCCGCGGGACCGGCGGCGGCGGCGGCGGCGAUGGGGGUCCGGCCGGGCUCGGGGGACCUCACGUAUUUACGGACCCCCGCGGGCCUCGGCCGGCUGUCGGCCCCGGUUCCGGACAGCCCCCUGGGAGGACCCGGGGGCGCGGCGGCCGUGCCCGCGGCGGGCAGCAAGGUCCUGCUGGGCUUCAGCUCCGACGAGUCGGACGUGGAGGCCAGCCCGCGGGAGCAGGCCGGCGGCGGGGCGCGGAGGGACCGGGCUGCGCUCCCGGCCCGCGGGCUCCGAGCGCCGCCGGCUCCCCCGGCCGCCGGCGAGCCCUCCGCCGGCGGCACCCCGGGCGAGCGGAGGAAGCCCCACUCGUGGUGGGCGUCGCGGAGGGCGGCCGGCGGCCCCGAGCCGCAGCCCCCGUCGGGGAACGACGGGGCCGCGGAGGACGUGGACGACGAGGUGGCCGACGGCGACGACCGGGAUCCCGAGGCCGAGGAGCCUCUGUGGGCCAGCCGCGCCGUGAACGGCAGCCGCCUCCUGCCCUACAGCUGCCGGGAGCACUACUCUGACUCGGAGGAGGAGGAGGACGACGACGACGACGACGACGACGUGGCCUCCGCCAGACAGGUAUUAAAGGACGACUCCCUUUCCCGGCAUCGACCCAGACGGAGCCAUAGUAAACCCUUCUCCGCGCUGACUGCUAAAUGUGGCGGCAGCCGGCAGGAGACUUCGGUUCAGGGAGGGGGAGGACUCGCGAUGAAUGACAGGGCGGCGGCCGCCGGGAGUCUAGACAGGAGCCGAAACGUCGAGGAGGCGGCGGCCGAGCCGGGAGGAGGGUGCGAUCAAGCGGACUCCAGCCCCAUUCCUCGAUACCGGGCUGGCGGGAAGAAGCUGGCCCCGCUCCUGGCCCCGCCGCCGAUUCCCGACAUGGACUCAACUCUGGAGUCGCCCACGGCUUCCCUCCUCAAAACCAAUAAUCACACGGGCGGUGGGGCCUUCAGUGUGGAUUCCCCCAGCAUAUAUGCCAACAGCCUCCCUCCCAGCGCGGCCGCGGCCGCCCCUGGCUCACUCAGGAUCAACCACGCCAACCACACAGGCUCCAAUCAUACCUACCUGAAAAACGCCUAUAGCAAGCCGAAGCUCUGCGAACCUGAGGAGGAACUUCUCCAGCAGUUUAAACGUGAGGAGGUGUCUCCGACCGGGAGUUUCAGUGCUCACUACUUGUCGAUGUUUCUCCUUACUGCUGCCUGCUUAUUUUUCCUAAUACUGGGACUGACUUACCUAGGAAUGAGAGGGACGGGAGUGCCCGAGGAUGGAGGACUCAUAAAAAAACCCUUUGAUGAAACAUUUGGAAAAAUACAAGAAAGUGAAAAAAAUCUUAUGAUGAGCACAUUAUACAAACUUCAUGAUCGAUUGGCCCAGAUUGCAGGAGAUCAUGAAUGUGGCAGUUCUAGUCAAAGAACACUUUCUGUCCAAGAUGCAGCUGCAUAUUUAAAAAAUUUAGGUCCUGAGUAUGAAGAUGUAUUUAAUACUUCAUUGCUGUGGAUUUUUAAAAAUGGGAAAGAUGUUGGAAUAAGGUGUCUUGGUUAUGGGCCUGAGGAAGAGCUGACAAAUGUAACUGAUGUGCAGUUUUUACAGUCCACCAGACCCCAGAUGUCGUUCUGGUGCCGUUUCCGGCGUGCUUUCAUUACUGUAACCCAUAGGUUAUUGUUGUUAUGUUUAGGUGUAGUGAUGGUCUGUUUUGUUCUACGUUAUAUGAAAUACCGCUGGACUAAGGAGGAAGAGGAAACAAGGCAGAUGUAUGAUAUGGUAGUAAAGAUCAUAGAUGUUUUACGAAGUCAUAACGAAGCUUGCCAGGAAAAUAAAGAUUUACAACCGUAUAUGCCUAUUCCACAUGUUCGAGAUUCCCUAAUCCAGCCCCAUGACAGGAAAAAGAUGAAGAAAGUCUGGGAUAGAGCUGUUGACUUUCUUGCUGCGAAUGAAUCUCGAGUGCGCACAGAGACACGAAGAAUAGGUGGUGCUGAUUUUCUCGUCUGGCGGUGGGUCCAGCCUUCUGCGCCCUGUGAUAAGACGUUAGUUAUACCUUCUAAAGUAUGGCAAGGUCAAGCAUUUCAUUUAGAUAGAAGAAAUUCACCACCCAAUAGUUUGACACCAUGUUUAAAGAUUCGAAAUAUGUUUGACCCAGUUAUGGAAAUAGGAGAUCAAUGGCAUUUGGCAAUUCAAGAAGCAAUUUUAGAAAAAUGCAGCGAUAAUGAUGGCAUUGUUCAUAUUGCAGUAGACAAAAAUUCACGUGAGGGCUGUGUAUAUGUUAAAUGUCUCUCUCCAGAAUAUGCUGGGAAGGCUUUUAAAGCAUUGCAUGGCUCUUGGUUUGAUGGGAAAUUGGUUACAGUCAAAUACUUACGACUAGAUAGGUACCACCACCGCUUUCCCCAGGCUCUCACGUGCAACACACCCUUGAAGCCAUCAAAUAAGCAUAUGAACUCUAUGUCUCAUCUGCGCCUUCGGACGGGCCUAGCCAAUUCUCAAGGAAGUUCCUGAAAAGAUUUCUUCACUCCUAGGACUGUUAUUUAAAUAGGAAAAUUCCCGUUUGGCUUUCGUCUUCCUUUUAAAAUGCUUUUUGUAUGUAAUAUUUUUAUUGCUGAAGACAGCUGUUUGAAAGUUACAGAAAUCUUAAGGUUCCAAAGGGAUUUAGCGGUGAGGCAGCAAUGCUGAGUAGGUAGAAUAAUUGUUUUAUUCAGUUUUUGGAGCUCAGUUAAGCCAAUGCAUUUAAAGUUGUGCAUGAGGAACACUGGCUUUAUAUUAAGCGUUUCAGAGAUGGUGGUUAUAUUUUUGCACCAAGAAGUGUUUAGAUAACCACACAAGCAUGGCGAAGCAGCUUUUUGUAUUUCCAUAAUUUGUGAAUUAAUGUGAAUUUUUGUAUACAGUCAGCUGCAUAGUUGCUUACAGGCUACUGUGGUAAAACUGUUCCUUUCCCACUUUAACCUUAGGUCUCUUGCUUGUAAGAGAUUCAUUUGCUGCAGCUGGAAUAUGGGGAAAUUUAUUUGGUUUUAAUGGUUACAUACAUGUGUAAGUGGAUGUUCAUGUACUUAAACUGGCUUUUGUAUAUAUGUAUAAAUGCUGAUGGUAGUAAAAGUCUUGUUUUGUGAGAAUGUCUGCAUUAGCAGUAAAAUAAGCUUUCUAUUUUAUUCAUAAUCUACUCUGUGUAUAUAUGUGCAUAGCUGUGUGUUUAUGUACAUAUGUAACUGUACAUGUGUACAUAGCCACACAGAUAUAUACAUAAGGCUGUACUGUCAUAGAGGAUCAAACAGCCAAAUAAAUACCUGGAAGUAUUAGAUACAUGUUUAAAAUACCUUUUAUAGAUUUUAUAUAAAAGUACCUGAGUAUGAUUUUGUGUGAAAGUUCUGGCACCAGUUGUAAUGAGUUCAAAUUUAUGUGAGCAAUAAAGAAGCAAUUGGCAGAUACUGGAAAAAUAUUUUGUGAAAAGCUGUAUUUAUUAUAAAUCCUGGGGCUGUGACAGUACCAUUGGGAUUAUGUCAUAUGACAGUCUGUGUAUAGCUUAAAGAAGUGUUAGGCUCCUGUUCAUGUCCAGUGUAAAACAGGGUGCAUUGCUGCAGCAAAAUGUAUUAGAUAAAUUAUCCUUAGAAUGUUGGGCCAUGAAAGUCUGCAGUGUAGAAAAUGCACGAAUGACCAUUGGUUUGUGCCUCAGUGUUUGCUUCAGUAAAGCUACUUUAUUACUGUUUAUGAUUUCAGAUCAAAAUAAUUACUGAUCAAAGUUUAUUUGUAACCUAAAAAUUGGCUUUUUGAAAAAUAGCCUGCUGGGUAUAUCAUUGUCAGUCCAAAUGAAUAUAUGAGACAGCCGGGAUUACACGGAUCUUAAUUUUUGUCUUAGGUUUUUGUUCCGUUUUCUUUUUGUUGUAUAUGUGUGGGGUUUGCAGCAUGAACUUGCACAGAUAAUGCACGUUUUUCUGGCUAAGUAAACAUGAUGCCCACUAUUCUGUAACAGAAAACCCUUUGUGCCUUACCUGUGUGCUUUUGUGGGCACCAUGUUUAUGAAGAAUAAAGGAUUUGUUAUCAGAAGAGAAGAAAUUUUAAAUUCUCAAUCUAUGUCUCAGAUGCUAACAUGUUAAAAUAUAAAUAUAUAAUAUAUAAAGUAACCAAUCUUUCUGUAUUUUAUGUGCAUCAUAGUGAUUUAUUUGAGCUUAGUGACCCCAUCUUGUAACCUGUUGCAAGAAUGAAUGUAAAAAAAAAAUAGUUGUGGCAUUUAACAGGUCACCUUUUGAUGCAGAUGCAUCUUUUUCUUGCUUCUCAGAUAUAUUUCAUGUAAACAUUGUACAUUUAUUAUUGUAAUAUAUACUAUUAUGUAGCCUAUUUUACCUGGAACUCUUUAAGCCGACCAAGAGUCCUCCCUAUAAGACAGAUGGGAAUGUGUAUAAUAAUUAGGUAUUUGAAAAGUUCUGGUUUGAUGUAUUCUGUUUAUUGUUCUGUUUAAAAACGAAGGAAAACAUUCUAAUUAAAAAUUUAUUAGGUUUUUUAAAAA